GGAGAGGGGGUGGUGUUUCAGUGAUUUAUUUGAAGGAUGAAUUAACUUUGUAUGAUCGCUUCUUGUCGCUGUAUUAACACACACACAGUGCAGCUGACAGACUGCAAACCAGUCAGGUCUGAUGGGGGAACUGACUUCAGCUUCAGAUUGAGAUCGUCUCGCAGUUGUUGGUUGGAUUGAGAGGCGCUUUCAGUUUUAUUUUUAGAUUUUUCGAUUUCCUCUCACUUUUGUUUUUUUUUAAAAAAAAUUCUUCCUGGAGGGUUGUUGCUAGAAAACUGCUUUGUGUUAAAUGGUUGAGGUUUAAAUAAAAAUCGAGAGGAUGGGAAAGCAGAAUAGCAAGCUUCGUCCAGAGGUACUUCAGGAUCUGCGAGAAAAUACAGAAUUCACAGACCACGAGCUCCAAGAGUGGUACAAAGGUUUCCUGAAAGAUUGCCCCAGUGGCCACUUAACUGUUGAGGAGUUCAAGAAAAUCUAUGCAAACUUUUUUCCGUAUGGGGAUGCCUCAAAGUUUGCAGAGCACGUAUUCCGCACCUUUGAUACGAAUGCUGACGAGACUAUUGACUUUAGAGAAUUUAUAAUUGCCCUUAGUGUCACCUCCAGAGGAAAGCUUGAACAGAAGUUGAAGUGGGCAUUCAGUAUGUACGACCUGGAUGGAAAUGGUUACAUCAGUCGAGGUGAAAUGCUGGAGAUUGUACAGGCAAUUUACAAGAUGGUGUCAUCUGUAAUGAAGAUGCCAGAAGAUGAAUCCACACCAGAAAAACGAACAGACAAGAUUUUUAAGCAGAUGGACACAAACAAUGAUGGCAAACUGUCUCUUGAAGAAUUCAUAAAAGGUGCCAAGAGUGAUCCAUCCAUUGUUCGGCUAUUACAGUGUGAUCCCAGCAGUGCAAGUCAGUUCUGAAUUGUAACUAGAUCUGUUUGGACAGUAACAAUGAACCACUGCUUGUCAUUCAAGCUUAGCUUGCAACAGAUGCCUUUUCAAUUAUUCUUAAUGGUUUGAUGGACAGAUUAAAUUGCCAGAUUUUGGUGUUUCACGCAUUAAAGUGGCUGGCAUUCUGCUUCUGGCAGUUCUAUAAAAGCAGCAUUCCCGUGCAACGGAGCAUUUCCACAGAAGAUUCCCUGGUUAUGUUUACAUUCAGUUGUUGGGUGAUUGUGUUUUGAAUGCAAUUAAUGUAUUUAAUGCUGUAGCUUCAAUCGUGCAAGUGAAAAAAGGAUUGUAUAUAUUCAGUGAGUGACUAUGGAAGUGUUUUAACUGUGGUAUAUUUUGGGGGGAAGGAAGGGGUUGGGCAGACCAAGUUGUUGAAACAAUCUAACUGAAUGUAGCCAGGCUGAAAGGUUUUUAUCAUAAAAGCGCCAAUAGCUUGUGCUUUUUCUAUAGGAAAAUUGCUUGCACUUCGGAAACGUGGACCUUUCAGAAAUUAUUCUUUAUGUAUGGUGAAAUACAGUUCAAUAUUGAAGGCAGGUCUAUAUAUUUAAUGCAAUGCUAUCUUGUAUUUCAUUUCCAAAGUUGAAUGCAUAUAUCCAUUCUAAAUGUAUAGAUUCUCUCUAGUUGUCACUAGUGAUCGAACAGGUGUCACGGCUACCAGUGACUGUCAUAAACGUGUUUAAUUAUUUGCCUAUUGAAUGUAAAAAUACAUUGGUCACAAAUUUAAGUUAAUUUUUUUAUUAUAAAUUGAGAAAUGGGUUUUAAGGUUGGAUAGGAAGGAGGAGCUAAAAGUAUCAUUAAAUUCAUUCUGAUGGAAUUAAAUGUCAGUUUACAGUGGUACAGAAUAUUGGAUUGAUGUCCUAGUUAUCUGGAAAUGUGCUGCCACUGAUGUAUUCUAACAUCGUUUGCAAGUUUCUGUACUUUUAGCUGUCAAUAGUUCUGUAAAAUCCCUUGCAUUCCAGUGUAAGUUGACCUCUUCCAACUGCCAAGAAAUAAAGCAAUUAAAGCUGACUUUUGCUCAA
This is a messenger RNA of Callorhinchus milii (elephant shark), 1947 nucleotides long. Its product is annotated as hippocalcin-like protein 1. The record is from RefSeq and is a predicted model, not a curated record. NCBI's taxonomy places the organism in Eukaryota, Metazoa, Chordata, Chondrichthyes, Chimaeriformes, Callorhinchidae. The coding region runs from base 320 to 901 and encodes 193 amino acids. The transcript is spliced from 4 exons. Gene Ontology annotation, molecular function: calcium ion binding.